Molecule: messenger RNA, 1346 nt
Organism: Lepus europaeus (European hare)
Lineage: Eukaryota; Metazoa; Chordata; Mammalia; Lagomorpha; Leporidae
Gene: RBM38
Product: RNA binding motif protein 38
Exons: 4
Coding region: 11-724 (237 amino acids)
Cellular component (GO): cytosol
Molecular function (GO): RNA binding
Source: RefSeq, a predicted model, not a curated record
GGCGCCCCCCAUGCUGCUGCAGCCCGCGCCGUGCGCCGGCUUCCCGCGGCCGCCGGCCGCCCCCGGCGCCAUGCACGGCUCCCAGAAGGACACCACGUUCACCAAGAUCUUCGUGGGCGGCCUGCCCUACCACACCACCGACGCCUCGCUCAGGAAGUACUUCGAGGGCUUCGGCGACAUCGAAGAGGCCGUGGUCAUCACCGACCGCCAGACGGGCAAGUCCCGCGGCUACGGCUUCGUGACCAUGGCCGACCGGGCGGCGGCUGAGAGGGCUUGCAAAGACCCCAACCCCAUCAUUGACGGCCGAAAGGCCAACGUGAACUUGGCUUAUCUGGGCGCCAAGCCCAGGAGCCUGCAGACAGGUUUUGCCGUGGGCGUUCAGCAGCUGCACCCCACCUUGAUCCAGCGGACCUACGGGCUGACCCCGCACUACAUCUACCCGCAAGCCAUCGUCCAGCCCAGCGUGGUGAUCCCCGCGGCCCCCGUCCCCUCGCUGUCCUCGCCCUACCUUGAGUACACCCCGGCCAGCCCAGCCUACGCCCAGUACCCGCCGGCCACCUACGACCAGUACCCGUACGCCGCCUCGCCCGCCACGGCCACCAGCUUCGUGGGCUACGGCUACCCGGCCGCCGCCCUGCCCCAGGCGCUGGCCGCCGCGGCCCCCGCGGGCACCACCUUCGUGCAGUACCAGGCCCCGCAGCUGCAGCCCGACCGGAUGCAGUGAGCGCCGUCCCCGCCAGGGACCACGCGGCCUCCACGUGACCGGCGGCCGAGGCGAGGACCUGGGCAGUGAGCGAGGAGCCCCUGGAGGUGCGAGCUCGGCUCCUCCUGCCCUCGCCGCAGGACGCCGCUGCCCACACGCAGGUGCCUUACCCGAGCGAGCGAGCGAGGACCGCGCCCGCGGCCGCAACCUCUGUUGUCCCUGCAGCCCUGCCGAGGGGACUUCAGAGUUCCCGCCAGGGUUUUGAGGGGGGCCCCCCGCCCCCAGGAUCGGAGCCUCUCUGAUUUGGAGACGCUUGUUUGUGUUUGCCGGAGGUGGCGCGGUGGAGUGCGGGGCACCGGCCGUCACCGUGACCGUGACCGUGACCGUGGCCCCCGCGCCUGGCGUCCGUGCUGCUCGGGGUCUCAGCCGUGGGCGCCGGGAGCGCUUGGCCCUUGCAGGGUGCGCCCCUCCUCCCUCGACCUCCCUGCCUGGGCCCUGUCUGCCCCCCCUCGGGGCUCCGGGGGGGUGGGGGAGGCUCGGACGCUGACGGGGCUGGGGGCGGCUGGGGUGUCCUUGGGACCUACCUCAGGGAGCUGAGCGCGCUCAGUGCACGCCUGGUACAGAGGCAAGCUCGGAAAAUAAA